This is a messenger RNA of Cryptococcus amylolentus CBS 6039, 897 nucleotides long. RefSeq lists its product as hypothetical. The record is from RefSeq and is a predicted model, not a curated record. The transcript has 10 exons. NCBI's taxonomy places the organism in Eukaryota, Fungi, Basidiomycota, Tremellomycetes, Tremellales, Cryptococcaceae. The coding region runs from base 1 to 897 and encodes 298 amino acids. Gene Ontology annotation, molecular function: oxidoreductase activity, acting on the CH-OH group of donors, NAD or NADP as acceptor.
AUGCCUACCGUCCUUCUCACCGGUAUGACCGGCUUUCUUGCCGCUCAUAUAGCCCACUCCUUCCUCAGACACGGCUGGACAGUCCACGGCACCCUUCGCUCCAACUCCAAACGCGCUGCUGUCGAGGCCGUGCCGGAAUACGCCCCUUACCUCGCUUCGGGCCCCUCGAAUCUGCUGAUUGGAGCGCCGCAAUUAAAGGUGUUGACUCGGGAGAAUCAUCUGAAGCGGGCGGUGGAUGGUACGAAGGGCGUGCUUCAGGCCGCGGCGAAGGAGGCUGAUAUCAAGUCGGUCGUUCUUACAAGCUCCAUCGGCGAUGUGGAGGAUGACUGGAAUUCGUAUACGCUCGAACAGUUGGGCGAGAUCUCUGCAACCCAAAAGUCCGAUAACCCCGUCUUCCCUCCCGGUAUGCUCUUUUACAUGGGUAGCAAGAAAUACGCCGAGCUUGCAGCUUGGGACGCUCAGAAAGAAGCAAAGGCCCAAGGCUCAGAUUGGAGUCUGGCGACUAUAAAUUGUGUGUUGAUCUGGGGUCCUCCAAUCCAACCACUUUCAUCUCUUUCGCAAGGGGGCAUGUCUACUGAAUUCAUGUGGAUGCUUGCGGGCGGCAAGGAUAAGCCUAUCAUGACAUCUCUCAUUCCCUACUAUGUUGACCCGCCGUCCGACACGCUCAAGGGCGAUUUCUCAUAUCUGCUGGUCAUUACGAUUUCCAAGAAUACGCCGACAAACUUCGAGAUUUCUACCCCGCCCAAGCCGACCGUUUUGCACUCAGAUCCCGGAGUGUACGAUGUUUCGAAUGAGAAGAGUAAGAGAGAGUUGGGAAUGACUUAUCGACCGCAUGACGAGACGUUGAAGGACACGUUUGAUAGGUUUUUUGAGCUUGAAAAGCAGGGUUUGCAGUAA